Salarias fasciatus (jewelled blenny) is the source of this 1226-nucleotide messenger RNA. RefSeq names its product zinc finger and BTB domain-containing protein 49-like. The record is from RefSeq and is a predicted model, not a curated record. Gene Ontology annotation, biological process: regulation of transcription by RNA polymerase II. The coding region runs from base 96 to 941 and encodes 281 amino acids. The transcript is spliced from 2 exons. Gene Ontology annotation, molecular function: DNA-binding transcription factor activity, RNA polymerase II-specific; RNA polymerase II cis-regulatory region sequence-specific DNA binding. NCBI's taxonomy places the organism in Eukaryota, Metazoa, Chordata, Actinopteri, Blenniiformes, Blenniidae.
CGUGUUUACAAGCGGAGCGUGACGUUCACGGAGCCGAAAGAAAACGUUUCCGAGCGUAACUGCUGCCGCUUGUUCUCUGCAAAAAAGCGUCCAAAAUGCUGUCGCUGAAAGCCUUUCUGAGCGAGAGACUGACUCUGGCCGCGGAGGAGAUCUUCGCUGCGGUCGAAAAGACGAUCAUCGAGUACAAAGAGGAGCUUUGUCGCUCCAAAGACAUAGAAAUCACUCGUCUGAGAAUGCAGCUGAAGAUCCUCAAAUCCGAGCCUCAGUCGGUGAGCUGCCUGGGAGCCCAGCUGCUGCAGCACGCCCAUCACCUCCACGCGCUCCCCCCUGCCCAGCAGCAGCAGCUCCAUCAGUCCGCCUCCGCAGCGGACCCGCCUGAGGCCCAGCACUACGAGGAGGAGCGGGAGCCGGGGCCGGAGGAAGAGGAGGAGUACCACGAGGAGGAGGGCAGCAGCGUGGACCCGGAGCAUCCGGAGCCCUCGCAGGUCAAGAAGGAGCCGACGAAGAGCCACAGGGACUUCUGGCUGGCCCACGACGGCGAGCAGCUGGACGAUCUGGAGCCAGACAUGAAGGACUUCAUCUCACCCCCCGCGGGGCUGAAGCCGAACCUGCACGACCCCGCCUUAAUUUUCCACCCUUACCACCUGAACGGCGUCGAGGACGGCCGGGACAAACCCUACUGCUGCUCGGUGUGCGAGAAGCGCUUCACCAACUGCUCUCACCUGGCGGCUCACAUCAGGACUCACACCGGGGAGAGGCCGUACCGCUGCGAGAUCUGCAGGAAGACCUUCAUCACCACGAGCGCUCUGAACAGACACCAGACCAUCCACACGGAGGGCAAGCGCUUCGUCUGCACGUAUUGCGGGAAAUCCUUCAAAUGGAUGGAGUCUCUCGGCCGCCACAUCAGGGUUGUGCACAAGAAGGACAAUGUAUCUGUCUGAGAGGCUGCAGGGGGGGCGAUGAUCCCCUCUGCAGUGGGUUAGUUUAGCUGUGUUGUGACUACUUGUAUGUUAUAUACAAUUUUACUGUAAAAUGCAUAAGAAUUGCAGCUAGGAAUGUAGUGUGUUUUUGUGUAUUGUAAUGAAAUACAUCAGUCAAUGUGCAUGGACCUAAUGAAGCCUCGUAUACAGGUGGUGAUGAAGAGCAAGAUGAUUUGUGACUUUCUUUUCUUUUUUUUAAGUAACGGAAACGUUAUGUUACAUGUAUUCAUUCACAAUAAAAUCUUG